AUGGCCUUGCACAGAGAUCCUUUGGAGCAGGACGAUCAAGAUGCUAUUAUUUUGGACGCCAGAGCCGGCGAUUUGGAGUCAUUGAAAGACAUUUUCACGAACGUGGUUGACCCAACUCUUCUGGUCAGUUGUCGGGACUCUUCGUCUAAAUCGACACCAUUGCAUAUGGCAGCUGCUAACGGACAUGCCGAAGUGCUUAAGUUUCUGCUGUCGCUUGUCAAAGACGGUCGCAAAGAUUGGGUAAAUGCGCAGAAUGAGACCGGGAACACAGCACUUCAUUGGGCUUCUUUAAAUGGCCAGGAGGCCUGUGUGGAGUUACUAUGCGAUGAAUUCGACGCAGAUCCAUUUAUCCGUAAUAAUUUUGACCACGAUGCUAUUUUCGAAGCCGAACGUUCUGGCCACGAAGCGAUCGAGACUUUUUUCCUGAAGAAGUACGACGUUGAGCCCGAAACCGAAAAUGCGGGCGUAGACCAGGAGGCUACGUCUGCCAGUGUACAGAUCAAAGAAGGAACUGAGAUAGAGCAGGUUACUAAGGAAGCCACGGAGGCAUUGAGACAGGAAACCGAGAAAUUGAACAUAGAAGGAGAUUUGGGAAACUGA
Messenger RNA from Lachancea mirantina, 600 nucleotides. NCBI's taxonomy places the organism in Eukaryota, Fungi, Ascomycota, Saccharomycetes, Saccharomycetales, Saccharomycetaceae. The record is from the annotation of a GenBank genome assembly.